AUGUCGCCGCGAGACCGAGACCGAGACGGCAAGCUGCCCGCCGCCCGCCACGGCACGCGCCUGCUGGUCGUGUUCCUGCGCUGCGCAGGGCGCGCAUACCUUUGUCAACCUCUCCGGGCCGUCGCCAACCGCCACGGCCGCGCCGUCACCUGCGUCGCCGUCAGCCACGCCUCCGAGGCCGCCGCGCGCAAACGGAUCGACCUCCUGGGCGGCGCGUGGAACGACCGCGCCGUCUACGCCGCCUGGGGCCUUGGCGUCGCCAACUCCUGGCACCCGCUCAACCCGACCACCCGGGCCCAGGCGUGGAGGGAGAAGGGCUGGCUGGGCGACAAGCUGGCCGCCGCGAUGCAGCGCGACGCGGGAGCCCCCGGCGACGACGGCAACGACGACGACGCCGGCUCGACCGUCAUGUGGGGGGGGCAAGACCACGCGGGCCGAUGA
Molecule: messenger RNA, 441 nt
Organism: Metarhizium album ARSEF 1941
Lineage: Eukaryota; Fungi; Ascomycota; Sordariomycetes; Hypocreales; Clavicipitaceae
Exons: 3
Coding region: 1-441 (146 amino acids)
Source: RefSeq, a predicted model, not a curated record